Molecule: messenger RNA, 385 nt
Organism: Ilex paraguariensis (yerba mate)
Lineage: Eukaryota; Viridiplantae; Streptophyta; Magnoliopsida; Aquifoliales; Aquifoliaceae
Source: the annotation of a GenBank genome assembly
UGCUAGUGAAUGGUUGGUUUGCAAGAAUCCAAAGAUUGUACAAGCAAAAGAUUUUUCUUUCAGCGGGCUUAACUUGGCUGGCAAUACUACAAAUGCAGUUGGAUCGCAGGUGACACCAGUAUUUGUAGCUCAAUUGGCAGGGCUUAAUACUCUUGGAAUCUCCAUGGCCCGUAUAGAUUUUGCACCUGGAGGGUCUCAUCCACUUCCAGCAAAACAUUGGACCCACCAAUGCUGUUGCAAUAGCAGGCCUGGGCAGCCAAAACCCGGAGUUAUUACCAUUGCAAAUGCCGUGUUUGGAUCAAAUCCUAAGAUCACUAGUGAUCUUCUUGCGAAGGCUUUCCAAGUGAAUCCAUACGUUAUCAAUUUGAUUCAGUCACGGUUCUAA